Messenger RNA from Pundamilia nyererei, 1955 nucleotides. RefSeq names its product modulator of smoothened a (gene mosmoa). Gene Ontology annotation, cellular component: Golgi apparatus; ciliary membrane. The transcript is spliced from 3 exons. Gene Ontology annotation, biological process: negative regulation of smoothened signaling pathway. Bases 898 to 1401 code for a protein of 167 amino acids. The record is from RefSeq and is a predicted model, not a curated record. Lineage: Eukaryota; Metazoa; Chordata; Actinopteri; Cichliformes; Cichlidae.
GUGUAUGUAUGUGUGUUUGUGACGCUGCGUGGGGGUGUCCGCCUGAUGUCAUUAAGCAGGAGGGGAGGUUGAGCUAGCGGUGGGCAUACGGGUGGAAAGCAUAACAAUAACGUCCAGGCUAGGACUCACAGCGUUGCUUUUGGAUUGAAAUACGCAGUGUUUUAAACUCCGGGCUUCCCAUCACUGUGGUCCGGAGCAGGAGAACACAGGAGUCGGGUAGAGGCUGGCAGGCUAACGGACCGAAAGCACCAGAUGCUAUUCCAGCGGAGAAGGAGAACGGGGUCCCAGCAGCAGCAGAGGGUGAUGGGUUCUCGUUUCCCUGACGGGUAACAACAAACCUGAGCUAAAGACAGAAAUAAACGCGGAUAUUGCCAAGUGAGGGGAGCUUUCUUCUGUUCUCCGGCACCUCCGUUUGUGUGACAUUGUUCCUGAAAUGCUAGCGCAGUUGCGGUCUCGGCCGUCGAGCAGCCUCUGGGCCGCAGCUCGGCACACCGAGCCCGAAUCUGGGAAAUAGCUAGCUAGCUGUCUGCUAGCCGCAGCUGUACCCCGAUGCCGCUGCUGCUGCGGCUGCAGCUGUUAAAACGGAUCCAAAAAACAACUCAAGCUGUUUGGGGGCUCGGUGCUGAUUAAAUUAUCGUUUUGCAUUAGCGAGCUACAGCAAGCACUUGAGAUGUGAUGCUUUUGUGCCUCGUAUUUGAGCCUUUUGUAGCUGGAGGCUUUCGCUUGGCUGACGCGAAGGAGCUAAUGUUGCUGCAAAAUGCACAGCAGAACCACAACAGCAGGCUCCUGUUGAAGGGGGCGAGGUUGGACUGAUAACGGCCACGGUGUCUCUCAGCACCCCCGGAGUCACAUUUUGGACAUUUUCCCACGUCAUUCACAGCUUUCUCGGCUGGCGACAUGGAUAAACUAACGAUCAUUUCAGGGUGUCUGUUUCUGGCAGCAGAUAUCUUUGCAAUAGCCAGCAUUGCAAACCCGGACUGGAUCAACACCGGUGAAUCAGCAGGAGCCCUCACGGUCGGACUGGUCCGGCAAUGUCAAACGAUCCACGGACGAGACCGGACUUGCAUCCCACCAAGGCUGCCCCCAGAGUGGGUCACCACACUGUUCUUCAUCAUCAUGGGCAUCAUCUCCCUCACAGUCACCUGUGGACUGCUGGUGGCAUCACACUGGCGCAGAGAAGCCACCAAAUAUGCCCGCUGGAUCGCCUUCACUGGCAUGAUCCUGUUCUGCAUGGCGGCGCUCAUCUUCCCAAUAGGCUUCUAUAUCAACGAGGUGGGAGGCCAGCCGUACAAGCUUCCCAACAACACGGUGGUCGGCUCCUCAUACGUGCUGUUCGUCCUCUCCAUCUUCUUCACCAUAGUGGGACUGCUGUUUGCAGGCAAAGUUUGCCUCCCGGGCUGAGGAUUCCAACGCUGUCGCCUCUGGACUGACACGAGAGGCUCUGAAAAUGUCAUGGGAUUUAAAAAAACAAACAAACACACAUGCAAAAAUGACUGAAAAUCAAAAACGACUAACUCUGGCCAGAAGCCUGAAACGGGGGAAGUUUCUGCUUAUGUGGCGAGGGACCGCAGCACCGUGGAGUACCCAGCGACUAAAAAGACGAAUAAAUGAACAAAACACUUAAAGGGGACAUGGACGCAAAAGGUUGGGGGAGUGCGAGGGCAGCCGAGGCUGCUGCAGCACCCUGCCACUGUUGAUUUAAAAGAAGAAAAAAAAAAGAAAAAUGGUGUCUCUCUGUUGUUGUUCUGUUGGAAAGGGUGCUCAAUGUGCUGCUGUCAUGGCAACCGCGACCACAACGCUGGCGCACAUUUCUUGAGGACCACUAAAGUCACUCCUCGACAUGAUUUCCAGCCACCCGCCCCACCUCGCCGCUCUCAGCAUCAUCUGCGCCGUCACGACCGCUCCUGUUGCUGUUUUUGGCUUCUCUUAGCUAUUUUUAGUUUUGUGUUUUUUCU